Molecule: messenger RNA, 2511 nt
Organism: Misgurnus anguillicaudatus (oriental weatherfish)
Lineage: Eukaryota; Metazoa; Chordata; Actinopteri; Cypriniformes; Cobitidae
Gene: pim1
Product: Pim-1 proto-oncogene, serine/threonine kinase
Biological process (GO): protein autophosphorylation; negative regulation of apoptotic process
Cellular component (GO): cytoplasm
Molecular function (GO): protein serine/threonine kinase activity; ATP binding
Source: RefSeq, a predicted model, not a curated record
UCCUUCGCGAUUUAGAAAGCCGGGUGUUUGCCUCCGUCGCGUUUCACUUGAGUAAAUUAUAAUUUAAAUCGACCUAAACCGUUUGUUUUUAUAUUCCAAACUGGAAUAGUCUUCGUGCGGUCGUUUGAGGUCCGUCUCGGAAUUCAAAGCUCAUCGAGUCUCGAUGAGAAAGGAUUUCUACCGCCGACCUCUCAACGUGGAUCCCUGACACAGACUCUCCCUGUAUCUUUUUCCACACGACGGAUUUCGACCCCCAACCAUUGGAAUAAUCUUCACGAACUCACAUUUGGGAUUAUAGGAAGAUGCUUCUGUCUAAACUGAACACGUUUGCCCACAUUUCCACCGUGGAUAUGCCGGCGAAAAUCCAGCUUCAAGUUAAGGAGAAAGAGCCAUUUGAGAAGGUUUAUCAGGUCGGCUCUGUUCUGGGAAGCGGUGGUUUCGGGACAGUCUACACGGGUUUGAGGGUCGCCGAUGGCGCGCCGGUUGCCAUUAAACACGUUGCAAAAGAUCGCGUGACCGACUGGGGAGAACUGCCCAAUGGCGCACGCGUCCCUAUGGAGAUCGUCCUGCUGAAGAAAGUCGGUACCGGAUUCCGUGGUGUUAUCAAGAUGCUGGACUGGUACGAGCGACCGGACAGUUUCAUUAUCGUUAUGGAAAGACCGGAGGCCGUCAAGGACCUGUUUGAUUUCAUCACGGAGAAGGGCGCGUUACCGGAGGAGCUGGCUAGGAACUUUUUCCGCCAGGUUCUGGAAGCGGUGCGUCACUGCCACGCCAACGGCGUCGUGCACCGAGACAUCAAAGACGAGAACAUUUUGAUCGAUCUGCGGACCGGUGAUCUGAAGCUGAUCGACUUUGGAUCGGGGGCAUUGCUCAAAGACACCGUUUACACCGAUUUUGACGGUACUCGUGUUUACAGCCCACCAGAGUGGAUUAAAUUUCAUCGCUACCACGGUAGAUCUGCCACUGUGUGGUCUCUGGGCAUUUUGCUGUACGACAUGGUCUGUGGGGACAUCCCAUUCGAGCAAGAUGAGGAGAUUGUACGCGGUCAGGUGCUGUUCAGGCGGAGAAUCUCCACAGAUUGCCAGCAGCUUAUCAAGUGGUGUUUGGCCCUCCGCCCUGCAGAUCGUCCCUCUUUCGAGGACAUCAUCAACCACUCGUGGAUGCAGAAUACGGCACCGUCUACGGACGGCACGGAGAUCAGACUACACAGCAUCAGCCACGAACAUCAACCUGCUGCUUUCACAGCCGUCACCGUGUGCAAAUGACUGAAUCUAAAUGCGCACACAAGAGACUUUACAUUACAAUAGUAAGCCACCAGAAGAGCUCUGGAUCGUGCAGUGCAAAAACAACACGUUUUACUUUUGUUUUGAGCAUUGCUGCUGGUUGGGUGCUGACCGUUCUAGGCUAGGCCAUGAAUGGAAGAGGCCCACCUGGGUCUUGUCUCCUGCUAACCUGUGGCUCAGGGUCCCAAAUAUCACCAAAUGGCACCGCUGCAGUCAGACGCGGGUAGAUUGAGAUGCCCGUCUUGACCGGUGUAGAGAGAAGCUCCGAACACCUGAAGCAGGGCGGACCGAGAUGGGUCGCUCUUGCGGGCUACGAGCGGGGCGACUACAGGAGCAGAUCAGCCGAGCUUAAUAAUUUUAGUGCCUUCUGUGCCAGAUCAAGGGUUUAUUUUUUGUGGAAAUACUUGAAUUGAGUAAUAGCCACUGUAACACUCUACUCCUUAACCAGAUGUCUUUUUAUUACCUUCUUGCUUCCACUUUACUUGCUUCGUGCGGGUAACUGUUGGUCUUACUCUCUGAGUAACCAAAGCGACCUCACGAAACCUCUGCAGAAUGAAAAGUCUUACCUCACUUUAUCAAUUAACCCUCUCGGUUUCAUUUCUUGUACCGGGUAAUCCUCAACAACUACUACCACUUAUUGUCACAGAUGCACAAAGCAAUGCAACUCUUAACUUCAUUUUUUUUUCCUGGUUAUAUUGUAAAUAUGUAAUAACUUGGUCAGUUGACUAUUCCUAAACGAGGCUUGUAUGUAAAUUAUUUAUUUGAGUGUCUUAAAAUAAGAGAUGGAAGUGGAAUUAUUUAUUUAUUUAUGAAAAGUUUGUUUUUUGCUGAAUUUUUCUCAUUCCACCACCGAAGGGCCCACGGAUUAUUUAAAUGUAUUUUUAUCAUAUUUAAAGCCUUUUUUUGUUCUGAGAAAGAUCUGUGUAUAUAUUGUAAAUAAUCCUCGAAAGCACUUCUGUUUCUCAAUGCACGGAGUACUGAACGUCUACUGAUGGCAAACGACGCCGGUGUGCUGGUGUCGUCGUGUUUGUCACCUCAUGUAAACUGUCUGCUGUGUUUAUGUUGGAGGAAAUUACCUCAUGAAUGUCUGAGGAACGAGUGGAUUAGUUUUCCUUCACUAUUAGCAGGCAUGACUGCAACCUGGAUUUUGUCUUUUUGGUUUAGCAAUGUAAAUUCUUUAGAAAGAUAUUUUUUUACACAAUUGUCAAUAAAUAUUUUUUUAACAUUC